This is a messenger RNA of Trichoderma atroviride IMI 206040, 894 nucleotides long. The record is from RefSeq and is a predicted model, not a curated record. NCBI's taxonomy places the organism in Eukaryota, Fungi, Ascomycota, Sordariomycetes, Hypocreales, Hypocreaceae.
CUGGCGUGUCGCGGGCACUGUAUCAGAAAGCUUGGCCCCGAGCUAAUUGAAGAGACAGGAAAAACUAAACCCGUCAAUUUCAUCACCGAGUCAAGCCACUUGUUGGCUGCGCUGGCACUGGUGUCGGUGGCGGCGUCUGGCACGCUGUUGCGCUCGAAUCAUCCAGCUAUUGUGCUGGUUUUGCGGCAGGUACAGCAGACAAACACGCCCACGCGAGACUGAGCGCGUGGCUGCACAGAAUGAAUCUCAGCACUAUCAAUUACUUACCAACUGCUUGUGCUCUGCCUGUACGGAUACUGCUGGCAGCAAUGCAAGUGGCAGUUCGGACCCCUUAUUCAGCCGCCCCUAUUCCCAUUCUACUGAGGUUUAAUCUUACUUUGGCUGCACCUUUCGCUUCUCACCUUCCGAAUCACCCGCAUAACCCCUCUGCGAUUAGGCUUCCCUGCCAAGCAUUCGACAAUGAAUAGUGGGGAGAGUCCCCACCAAAGGCCAUUGAAAGACCCUCUCGGUGUCACCUACCAGAAGCGCUGUUGGCAGCCGCAGAGGCAGCUUCAGUUGGUUCCCAUUACCUAAGAAGCACUAGCAUCUCGUUAGCCUCGUUCUCGAAGCCGCUAGCGACUCGCUACCCCGUAUUUCUGCUCAAUAGAUCGCCCGCCGGAAAUGCCCUCUGAUUCAAUUGCCAUGCCACGACAGCUGAGCUGAAAAUGGCCAUUUGCGCAUAACCUCAUUUCUGCAAUCUCUGCAGUAUAUACCGCCCUCGGCACUUAUCCCUGUCCACUCGUGGCCCCUGCUCGUCUGCUAUAGUCUCUCAUCAGCAUCAAGAGACUGUACAGAGCUUCAGUCAAGAUAAAGGAAGAGACAGAAAAGAAAGAACAGAAAAAGAAAGAAAGAAAG